Molecule: messenger RNA, 1780 nt
Organism: Bombina bombina (fire-bellied toad)
Lineage: Eukaryota; Metazoa; Chordata; Amphibia; Anura; Bombinatoridae
Gene: PRDM8
Product: PR/SET domain 8
Exons: 3
Coding region: 1-1776 (591 amino acids)
Biological process (GO): regulation of DNA-templated transcription
Cellular component (GO): nucleus
Molecular function (GO): protein binding
Source: RefSeq, a predicted model, not a curated record
AUGUCAAUUAUAGAAGACAAUGGCGUUCAGAAGACAAUUUGGGAUGGGGAUGCCAAAGCUGUUCAGCAAUGUCUGACGGAUAUAUUUACCAGUGUCUACACCACCUGCGAUAUCCCCGAAAAUGCCAUAUUUGGCCCCUGUGUGCUUAGCCACACUUCUCUGUACGACAGUAUAGCUUUCAUCGCUCUCAAAUCCACAGACAAGCGAACUGUUCCUUAUAUAUUUCGGGUGGACACUUCAGCUGCAAACGGUUCCUCUGAGGGUCUGAUGUGGCUCCGUCUGGUUCAAUCUGCUAGGAACAAAGAAGAGCAAAAUUUAGAAGCCUACAUCAAAAAUGGACAACUCUUUUACAGAUCUCUGCGUAGGAUUGCAAAAGAUGAGGAAUUAUUAGUUUGGUAUGGGAAAGAACUGAUCGAUCUGCUUCUGCUCAAUCCAUCCAGAAGUCCUGGAAAAAAUAUAGGGUCAUCACAAUCUGCUUGCCUGGACUGCAAUCAGAGGUUUCAGUUCGAAUUCCCCUAUGUGGCCCAUGUGAGGUUCCGCUGUCCAAAAAGACUACAUAACUCUGAUUCCAUCUCUGAGCAAACAUGCAAAGAAAACAGGGAGCUUGAACCAAGAAACAUUGUUGUAGCCCCAUCCAAGUACAACAAAUUAACCAUCUACCAACCUCAAAAAGAAAACCAUAAGCCCACAACAGAUUUUCACAACUUGGCCAGGGACAUGGAGAACGUCAGAGGAACUACUUCUCAUCGUUCAGUUCUUCUUCUUCUCCAAAAAAUAGCCUAUCCCCGCCACGAUGUGGAUUCAACUAGUGAGAACGUGCCCAAAGCUAAAAGAAAAUAUGAUGAACUUGAUGAAAUUAGGUCCAGGAGGAUAGAUACUUCGGGGAGAUUUUUGGACCGACCCAUGCAUUCCUCGAAGGAGGAUCUUGUGUGUAGCCCACAACCAUUCAGAGCAAGUUCUUUCUAUAGCUUAGAGGAAAGUGGCCAACUGUAUGCACCUCCAAGCCCAGAAACUGGAGAUGCCAAGAGAAGCGCCUUUGUGGAGGUGAAAAAGGCUUCUAGGGGUGUAGAAGAUAGUGAACUGAAUUCAGAAAAACUUCAGAUGUCCUCCAUCCCAUGCAGUAGCCCUGUCGAGGAGAAGAGAAUAUCCGCCAGGGCAGAGGCUAAGGCAGAUGACAACUCUCCAAGGGGCAGUGCCUUUACCAGUGUGUCUCAGAUUACAAAUCAGGACCAGGAGAGAAAAAGCGCAUUCUCACAGCCAACAAGAAGCAGUUUUAAUCAUGUAUCUCCCUUACAAGUUAUGGGGCAAAAGCUGGUCUCUAGUGGGGUAAAUUUGGACUGUCAUGGAGAUACAGUUGGCCCUGCACGGCUUUUCCAAUCUGACCCAUUGUCAGUAAAGUUACAGAAUCCUGAUUUAAACGGUAAUUGCACAUUGCAGAACAGUUUACCCAAACAAAGCCCAUUCCUCUUUGCAACAACUUUCUGGCCAAAGAGCACACCUGCCCCUUUGCAACUGCAGCUGCCCUCUACACUUACUUUGCUGCCCCCAUCCUUCACAUCUUUGUGUUUGCCUGCCCAAAACUGGUGUGCCAAAUGCAAUGCGUCUUUCAGGAUGACCUCAGAUCUUGUGUACCACAUGAGAUCACACCACAAAAAGGAAUUUGCUAUGGAGCCACUAGUGAAGAGGAGGAGAGAAGAAAAGCUCAAAUGUCCAAUAUGCAACGAAUCCUUUAGGGAACGCCAUCACCUAUCCAGGCACAUGACCUCUCAUAAUUAGAUCU